GGCCACGCCCACAGCCCCGCCCCACUCCAUUCACGGCUUUCCGCGGCCUGGCCACGCCCAUCCUGCCACAUCUCCAUAAAUGGCAGUGACCACGCCCACGUUACGCCCCGCCCCUUCCUGCCGGCGCAGCAGUUUGACGUCAGAGCGCGAUGGCGGCGCCGGGGCUGUCGAAGGCCGAGUACCUGCGGCGGUACCUGAGCGGCGCCGAGCCCGCCGCGCCGCGCCGCCGCCGCCGCAGGAAACCGCCGGCCGGCACCGCCAGAGGCGGCAUGCGCAUCGUGGAUGACGACGUGAGCUGGAGCAGCAUCGCCGCCGCCGACAGGGAGGAGGAGGAGGAGGACGAAGGGGACAUGCCUGUGGUGGCAGAGUUCGUCGAUGAGCGCCCCGAGGAGGUGAAGCUCAUGGAGGAGUUCCGGAUGAACUCCAAGUGGAAGCUCCUGGGAGAUGAGGACUCGCAGAGUUCGGAUAUUUCAGGACCUGCCAAGUCUGCCACGAGGCGGCACCACGGCUCCCCAGAGCCCUCAGCCCCAGCAGGGAAACACAACGGCUCCGUGGGGCUGUGUGCUCCCCGGGGACAGCGAGACAACAGCCCUGAGCAGUCACCCCCCAGGAGGCAGCGCCACGACACCCCUGACCCGUCCCCUCCCAGGAGACAACGUCAUGACACGCCAGAUCUGUCACCCCCCAGGAGGCAGCGACAUGACACCCCUGACCCCUCACCUCCCAGGAAAAAGCGUCAUGACACACCAGACUUGUCACCUCCUAGGAGAAAGCGCCAUGACACCCCUGACCCCUCACCUCCCAGGAAAAAGCGUCAUGACACACCAGACUUGUCACCUCCUAGGAGAAAGCGCCAUGACACCCCUGACCCAUCCCCUCCUAGGAGACAACGCCAUGACACGCCAGAUCUGUCACCCCCCAGGAAAAAGCGUCAUGACACCCCAGAUUUGUCACCUCCCAAAAGGCAGCGUCAUGACACCCCUGACCCCUCACCCCCCAGGAGACAGCGCCACGACACCCCUGACCCAUCCCCUCCUAGGAGAAAGCGACACGACACACCAGAUCUGUCACCCCCCAGGAAAAAGCGCCAUGACACCCCUGAUGUGUCGCCCCCCAGAAGAAAGCGACAUGACACCCCUGACCCAUCCCCUCCCAGGAGACAACGUCACGACACCCCUGACCUGUCACCUCCUAGAAGACAGCGUCACGACACACCAGACUUGUCACCUCCCAGGAAAAAGCGACACGACACCCCUGACCUGUCCCCUCCCAGGAGACAGCGACACGACACUCCUGACCUGUCCCCUCCCAGGAGGCAGUGUCAGGAUUUGUCACCUCGGAGACACGACACCCCUGAUGUGUCACCCCCCAGAAGAAAACGACAUGACACCCCUGACCCAUCCCCUCCUAGGAGAAAGCGACACGACACACCAGAUCUGUCACCCCCCAGGAAAAAGCGCCAUGACACCCCUGAUGUGUCGCCCCCCAGAAGAAAGCGACAUGACACCCCUGACCCAUCCCCUCCCAGGAGACAACGUCAUGACACUCCUGACCUGUCACCUCCUAGAAGACAGCGUCACGACACACCAGACUUGUCACCUCCCAGGAAAAAGCGUCACGACACCCCUGACCUGUCCCCUCCCAGGAGACAGCGACACGACACUCCUGACCUGUCCCCUCCCAGGAGGCAGCGUCAGGAUUUGUCACCUCGGAGAGAGAAGCCGGGGUCCCCGAGUGGGAAGAAGGGCCGAAGGAAAGGACGGGCUUCUCCUGCCCACAGGGACCAGCCCAGGUCCCGGAGCCCCCCGGAGCCCUCGCUGCACCACCGGGAUGCCAAGGGCUCUCCCAAGAAGGCUGGCACGAUGGCAUCCGGGGUCAAAGCUGGCCUGGUGUCGGCUGACGUGCUGCAGAGGGAGAAGCAGGAGCUCCGGAAGCACGAGAGGAGCACCAGGCACCUGGAAGAGGAAUCCCGGGACGCUCAGACCGUGUUCCGAGACAAGUCCGGCCGCAAGAGGAACCUGGCCCAGGAGCAGCUGGAGCAGAGGCUGAAGGCUGAGGCAGAGGCCAAGAGAGAAGAGCAGUAUGCCAAGUGGGGCAAAGGGCUGGCACAGGAGAGGCAGCAGCAGCAGAACGUGGAGGAUGCAGUCAAGGAGAUGCAGAAGCCCUUGGCCCGUUACAUCGAUGACCAGGACCUGGACAGAAUGCUGAGAGAGCAGGAGAGGGAAGGAGACCCCAUGGCUGCUCUCAUCAAGAAGAGGAAGGCCAAGGAGAACAAGGAGAAAGAAAAACCCAGGUACAAGGGACCAGCUCCUCCCCUCAACAGGUUUAACAUCUGGCCCGGGCACCGCUGGGAUGGCGUGGACAGGUCCAACGGGUUCGAGCAGCAGCGCUUCGCCCGCAUUGCCAACAAGAAGGCCGUGCAGGAGCUCGCCUACAAGUGGAGCGUGGAGGACAUGUAGGGACAGCUCCUGCAGAGCCCCACAGGCUCCACCUGCUGCCACAGCCCCGAGGGAUGGCCUGCUCCCCUGGAGCAGCCCUGUGCUCGGCGUUCAGCAGCCCAUGGGCCAUCUGCUGAGAGGCACGGCUGGAUUUCCCUGGGAGCCCCUGCCCCUGGGGAGGACACUGCUUUCCUCUUGGUUUUCUAACAAACUUCUCUUCUACGCCAAAUGACUUCUGAGGGCAGUUCCCAAGUCUUCAGGUGUCCUAAAUCUCAGGUGAAAAUCUGCUGAACGCUUGGGCUUGGGAGAGUUACCCUCAUGCUGUUGGUCACGCUGCUCCAGAACUCAGGUUAAGUGGAACUUCUGAACUUCUGUCAAGUUCAUGCAGUUAUUUUGCCAUGUCGAUCCCAGAGUCACCAACAUGCAGGAAAGUUCAAACUCAGCUUCUUCUGACCCUGUCCAAGCAGGAAACUGAGCAGGGAAUGCUCUGGCACUGGAAGAGUGACCUGCAGUGCUGCAUUGGGCAGCAAGAUCUUCAGGAGCCUCAGCAAUUCUGCAGGGCUCCAUUUCUAGUGGAAGGAAAUGUGUGGAGAAUUAGGACUUAAGGCCUGGAGUCGCUUCCCUCCUAGUUUGGAGCAGCUGGUGCCCCCAGAGCCCUCUGGAUUUGGGGCUGAUCUCAGCACUUGGCUCGCUCCGGUGGGAGGUGUAACAGCCCUUGUCCUGUGAUCACAUUUGUCAGUCUUGGAGCUUCCCUUGAUCCCUGUGUGCCAGAAGGCACUUGUGGAAAUAAAUACAGUUGUUCUUGUUGAGGUCCUGGGGAGCAGGGAGGAAAUGCAGGCAGCAGUUUCCAUGGAGAUGCCUUGGCUGCAGCAGUGGGCAGGGCAGGGCAGGAUCGCUCUUGUCAGGGAUUCUCCAGCCCUGGGAGGCCGUGGUGGGAGGGAGGGGCAGAGCACAGUCUGCUCUGGAGUGCCAGACUCUUGGGGCAUCCCUGCUUUUCAUCCCUGUGUCACAUUUCCAGCAGCCCUGGAAUUGGUGUGUUCACCUGUAAAUAAAACCUUGCUUUUUUUACUCCA
Messenger RNA from Passer montanus (Eurasian tree sparrow), 3511 nucleotides. RefSeq names its product BUD13 homolog (gene BUD13). The record is from RefSeq and is a predicted model, not a curated record. NCBI's taxonomy places the organism in Eukaryota, Metazoa, Chordata, Aves, Passeriformes, Passeridae. The coding region runs from base 150 to 2459 and encodes 769 amino acids. The transcript has 12 exons. Gene Ontology annotation, cellular component: U2-type spliceosomal complex; RES complex. Gene Ontology annotation, biological process: mRNA splicing, via spliceosome. Gene Ontology annotation, molecular function: RNA binding.